GUCAAUUAGGGUUAGAAUUAAUUUUCUAUAGUUAUGUUUUUUUGUAAAUUAUGAUAAUGGAAAGGAAAAUAAAGUUAAGAGCACUAAACAGUCAUAUAACGUGUAAAAUAUGUAGAGGGUACUUAAUUGACGCCACCACGGUGACAGAAUGUCUGCACACUUUUUGCAAGAGUUGCUUAGUCAAACACCUAGAAGAAAACAAUACUUGCCCAACAUGCACAAUUGUCAUACAUCAGUCCCAUCCAUUACAAUACAUAAGUUUCGACAGGACUAUGCAAGAUAUAGUUUACAAAUUAGUUCCAGACCUACAGAGAAAUGAGAUAAACAGGGAGAGGGAUUUCUAUAGACAAAGGGGGCUACCUUGUCCAAAAGACAUACCCCCGAAUCCAGGAGAAAUCGAUGAUGAAAAACCAGCAGCUGAUGUUCACGCUGAGUCAGACUAUCAUAGGCAAGAUGAGCAAGUUAAUGUUUGUUUAGAAUGCAUAAGUUCAAACUUGAAAACCCUCAAAAGACGUUUUAUUCGGUGUUCAGCUCAGGCAACAAUUUUGCAUUUGAAAAAGUUUGUAGCCAAGAAGGUUCUCAAUGGCAUGGAGAAAUAUAGAGAUAUUGAUAUAUUAUGCAAUGACGAGUUAUUAGGGAAGGAUCAUACAUUGAAAUUUGUUUAUGUCACUAGAUGGCGAUUUCAGAAUCCGCCAUUAACUUUACAAUAUCGGCCCAGAAUCGAUAUAUAAUUGUUAUUUGUUUCAUUUUAUAAUUUCUUACAUAUCUUUCAUUGUUCUUGAAUUUGUUGAUUUAUUUUAUUAUUAUUUUAUAUUUAAAUUUUUU
Messenger RNA from Brassicogethes aeneus, 825 nucleotides. The record is from the annotation of a GenBank genome assembly. Lineage: Eukaryota; Metazoa; Arthropoda; Insecta; Coleoptera; Nitidulidae.